GGUCUACGUCAUCUCUCCUCCGUCUAGCUGUGGAAAAGCUACGUGGCCAUUUCUUCUCGUACUGCUUUCUGUUGAGGUGCGACGUGAAAACAGAUCAUACAGGAUGGACCAGGUGAUGCAGUUUGUUGAGCCCAGCCGGCAGUUUGUCAAAGACUCCAUAAGGCUUGUAAAAAGAUGCACAAAACCCGACAGGAAAGAGUUUCAGAAGAUUGCUAUGGCUACAGCAAUUGGGUUUGCCAUCAUGGGUUUCAUCGGGUUCUUUGUCAAGCUCAUCCAUAUCCCCAUCAACAACAUCAUUGUCGGUGGUUGAGUCCUGAUUUAAGGAACGGCACAGACUGCGGUCGCACCGUGUUUUUGGACUGGUGUGGGGGGAAACUGAAAGGACACUUUUACGUUCUGUUCUCAACCUUUUUUAUUUUGCCAUGUAAAUAAAAUUACAAAUGGAAAGCCAA
Nematolebias whitei (Rio pearlfish) is the source of this 452-nucleotide messenger RNA. It is a transcript of the gene sec61g, whose product is annotated as SEC61 translocon subunit gamma. NCBI's taxonomy places the organism in Eukaryota, Metazoa, Chordata, Actinopteri, Cyprinodontiformes, Rivulidae. Bases 104 to 310 code for a protein of 68 amino acids. The transcript has 4 exons. The record is from RefSeq and is a predicted model, not a curated record. Gene Ontology annotation, molecular function: transmembrane protein transporter activity. Gene Ontology annotation, cellular component: membrane; Ssh1 translocon complex. Gene Ontology annotation, biological process: protein targeting; post-translational protein targeting to membrane, translocation.